CUGGGUCUGUCAAGAGACGCCGGUGAACGAACACACCGACUUUGCACGGUCCGAGAAAACGGUACCACACCAACAGUGCGAGCGCCAAACGAAGUGGUGUGCGUGAUUUUGCUAGUACGGCAGUGAUUGGCAAGGUACAGGAGGCGGGGAGGUGAUUUCGUGCCCGUUUAAAUUUGUCGUGCGGUUAGAUCAUCAGACUUUACAAAGGUCUUUGGUGAACAAGGUGCCACGCAGUUGCUGGUAGAUUUGCUCGAGUCGAAACCGACCGCAUAAAGUCAUAUAAUGUCUGACGAUGAUUUCUUCUUCGGUGGUGAUGAGGAUGAUUUGCCACCACCAGCGCCGGAACCAGGCGAAUUGUUGAGGAAGCUCUCAUCGAUCUCGCAAGCAUCUGCUGCAGCGGCAAUUGCUGCCGCCGCCAUUGCCGGACUUGAGGGCGGAGAACCCCCGGCCGAAGGAGGCGAGGGCGAGGCGGCCGCAGCACCGCAAGAGUCCGAAUUCGAAACCGAGUACCUGGAUCCUGACAGGUUACUGCUUUGCAGGCAUUGGAUCAGGCCGAAAUUCCUGCAGUAUAAAUAUUUGUUCGACUACAGGCAGAAUUACUACGAUGACGUAAUCGAUUACUUGGAUAAACGACAAAAGGGUCAGAAGCGCGAGAUCCCGCGACCGCAGACUUGGGCGGAGCGCGCCCUGCGCACCUACAGCAACAAAUCUAACAGAUCCGAUUUCUACAAAUCCCUGGACGACGACAAGAAGCUCGCUGCCAGGAUGAAGCUCACCGGUGCAUUCUAUCACUAUCACAGUAGAGAAUAUUUCAAUAGGAAGUAUUCGUCGAUCUUGUAGAUUUAGGAUUUUCCACAGGAAAAUAUCGCGUUCGUAAUUAUAUUACCACAGUAUGUUCAACAAGCUGCCUUGUUACGAGUUUAUCUGAUGAAAGAAAGACAUUGUGCAUAUAGACAUGGAAUAAUUUUUUUUUAAAUAAACGAAACUAAACUUUCAUAA
Messenger RNA from Dalotia coriaria, 999 nucleotides. RefSeq names its product flightin (gene fln). NCBI's taxonomy places the organism in Eukaryota, Metazoa, Arthropoda, Insecta, Coleoptera, Staphylinidae. The coding region runs from base 283 to 840 and encodes 185 amino acids. The transcript is spliced from 3 exons. The record is from RefSeq and is a predicted model, not a curated record.